This is a messenger RNA of Drosophila rhopaloa, 1337 nucleotides long. RefSeq names its product actin-like protein 53D (gene Arp53D). The coding region runs from base 16 to 1245 and encodes 409 amino acids. Gene Ontology annotation, biological process: mitotic cytokinesis. NCBI's taxonomy places the organism in Eukaryota, Metazoa, Arthropoda, Insecta, Diptera, Drosophilidae. The record is from RefSeq and is a predicted model, not a curated record. The transcript is spliced from 2 exons.
AACAUAGCACACAACAUGUCGACAUUUAAAAUUCCCUCACGCAUAAAAAUCGAAAUAACCGAUAAGCGGGCACAGGAACUUCUCUACAAAUAUCUACAACCAACUUGUGAAGACAUGAGCAGUGAGGAUGAGGGUACCGCCCGCCAGCCCGCUGUGGUCAUUGACAACGGGUCCGGGGUGUGCAAGGCCGGAUUCUCCACGGAAGACACUCCCCAGGUGGUCUUCCCCUCGAUUGUGGGCAGACCACGUCACCUGAACGUCCUGGUGGACUCACUGAUCGAAGACAGCGUUAUUGGCGAGGCGGCAGUUCGUAAAAGGGGAAUGCUCACCCUAAGGUAUCCCAUCGAGCACGGGGUGGUCAGGAACUGGGAGGACAUGGAGAAGAUUUGGAAGCACACAUACGAGCUGCUCCGGGCGGAUCCAAUGGAUUUUCCGGCGCUCCUCACGGAGGCCCCCCUGAAUCCCAAGAAAAACAGGGAGAAGAUGACGGAGAUCAUGUUCGAAGGCUUCCAGGUGCCAGCCCUUUACGUGGCCAUUCAGGCCGUACUCUCCCUUUACGCCACCGGACGCACUGUGGGCGUUGUGGUGGACUCCGGGGAUGGGGUGACCCACACGGUACCGAUCUACGAGGGAUACGCCCUGCCCCACGCCUGUGUUCGCGUGGACUUGGCUGGCAGGGAUCUCACGGACUACCUGUGCAAGCUGCUCCUGGAAAGGGGUGUCAAGAUGAGCACUUCGGCGGAGCGGGAAAUCGUGCGGGACAUCAAGGAGAAACUCUGCUACGUGUCCAUGAACUAUGACCAGGAAGUAGACCUGGCGGAAUCCGAGGGGGGCUAUGAGCUGCCCGAUGGUCAAAAGAUCACUCUGGGCACCGAACGAUUCCGCUGUCCAGAGGCUCUCUUCCAGCCCAGUUUGCUGGGCCAGGAGGUGAUGGGCAUCCACGAGUCCACCUACCACUCGAUCAUCAACUGCGACUUGGACCUGCGAAAGGAUAUGUUUGCGAACAUUGUUCUCUCCGGUGGAACGACCAUGUUCCGCAAUAUUGAGCACCGAUUCCUUCGGGACCUCACCAAAAUGGCACCUCCAUCCAUCAGAAUUAAGAUCAACGCCAGCCCGGACCGCAGGUUCUCCGUGUGGUGCGGUGGUUCCGUGCUGUCCUCGCUCACCAGUUUCCAAAAUAUGUGGAUCGACAGCACGGAGUACGACGAAGUGGGUCCAACCAUCGUCCACCGCAAGUGCUUCUAGGAGAGCGAAAAUAUGGAAGUGGGCUAAAUGUCGGGAGAGUUUAUUUAUUAUAAGACUUCAGUUCAUAAUGAGCAAUAAAGAUAUGGCUUUAU